This is a messenger RNA of Aspergillus nomiae NRRL 13137, 629 nucleotides long. RefSeq names its product coatomer subunit zeta. Gene Ontology annotation, cellular component: COPI vesicle coat. Bases 24 to 629 code for a protein of 201 amino acids. Gene Ontology annotation, biological process: intracellular protein transport; intra-Golgi vesicle-mediated transport; retrograde vesicle-mediated transport, Golgi to endoplasmic reticulum. NCBI's taxonomy places the organism in Eukaryota, Fungi, Ascomycota, Eurotiomycetes, Eurotiales, Aspergillaceae. The record is from RefSeq and is a predicted model, not a curated record. The transcript has 2 exons.
AAACAAGGAUACCCCAAUUAAAAAUGCCCGGCUCUCUGUCUCUCUUCUCCGUCAAUGCCGUCCUCCUAAUGUCGGCCGACGACGGCUCUCGCAUCUUCGCCAAAUACUAUUCUCCGCCUCACCCCCCGGCCGGUGCUGCCCCCAAUGCCACCGAUUACCCUGGCGCAAACCCCUACCCCACGCUCAAAGAACAGAAGGCCUUCGAACAGGGUCUCCUCGAGAAGACCAACAAGCAGACCAGCGAUGUUAUCCUAUACGACAACCGGAUCGUUGUCUUCAAGAUGGAGAGCGAUGUCAUGCUCUACGUUGUCGGGGGUGCUGAGGAGAACGAAGUCCUGCUUUAUAAUGUCGUGCUGUCGUUGAGGGAUGCUUUGGGUAUCUUGUUCAAGGGUGCUACUGACAAGCGUACGAUUGUCGAGAACUAUGAUCUUGUUGCGUUGGCUAUCGAUGAGAUCAUUGAUGAUGGUAUUAUUCUCGAGACGGACCCAGUUCUUAUCUCCUCGCGUGUGAGCCGUGCCCCCCAGGCCGAUGCGCCGAAUCUGAAGAGCAUCGAUCUGUCCGAACAAGGCCUGCUCAAUGCCUGGGAGCUUGGAAAGCGGCGCUUGGCCGAAGGCUUGCGGCAGAUGUAG